CUUCGAAAGCGUACGGUUGGUUGUGGAGUGAACGUUCUAGGGAGUGUCUAGUGCAAUAUAAAAACUUUUCACAGCAAUGACGAAACCAGUAAUUGAGUAAUUACAUACAGUUAAAUGUGCCAAAAAGCACCCAAAUAGGUGCAAAAUAAACCAUCAACCUUGAACAAGCAGAGCUGAGGAAGAAGAUUUUCUGAAAAACAGUGCAGUGGAGUUUUUCUCGGCUCGCCACGAAUUAACGGGUGUGUGACUAUCGUACGCAGACAGGAGCAUAACUGUUGCUUCGGUUGGCUGGUGACGGAGACGGUACAGGAAGCCGGCGGUGCUGCUGGUGAUCGCGGUCAUUAGGCGCUUUUUCGGAUCUUCGACCGUAAAUGAAUAAUUAGCGGGAAAGAUGAGGCGUCCCGUCGAUUUCAAUUUAAUCAUCCGAAUAUGGCUAGUGUUAAUUAGUAUCAAGUAUAGUCAGAGUGAGAAUGCUGAACCUAGAGCAUUAGAUUUAUCAGUUCCAUGGAGACCCAUCCCGUACCACGUGCCUCAGCAGCAGCUGAUUAGUGUAGCCAGUUUUGAUACUACCAGUAAGGACGAACUAGUUCAUAUAGCGCAGCACAAUGCGCAAAUUCUGAAGCAUUUCAACCAGCCCAUCACACAGUACCAGAAUCAGAACACCUUUCAGGUACAAUCGGUUAGCCAACAGCAGCAGCAACAGCAACCGCAACGUGGGCACACUCUUGGUCCAAAGUACAUGACCACUCCGCUACUGCUGACUAAUGUGAGCCCCGCCAUCCAGACCACCGCUCGGCAUGCAAAGCCGUACGGAAAAUCGGACCAAAUCACCACGCUGAACAUUGUGCACCCAUCAACACCGAAAAUCGUAACCCAGAUCUCUCAUCUCGCUCCGGUUGGAACAAAAUCCGGCAAAUUCAAUGCCCAGUUCAGAGAGCCUGUUCACAAUUCACCACCAGGGAUUCAUCAAAAAUCCACCUUGAAACCACACCCGGUUAUGAACAAACUUCAAACACACAUGGCGGUUGCCUACAGACAGAAACAACCCGUAGCUGCCACCUCGAAUCGCUUGGAGCAUUUUGUCUCGCCGAAUCAGCUGUACGGUACCUACAUCCAAUUCGGACAGGCUUCUAGCCCCCUGCAGACAGCAAAAACUAAAUUUAUCAGCCAACUCGCCAGCCAUCCUAGCUUUGAUGCUCAGCUCAAAGGUUUGCUGCAUGCUGGCGUUGGAGCUGGUUAUCCGCAAACAUUUUCGCAUAUGAAAAAUUUCCAAAAGAUGAAUUACCUACAGCAGUCGAACAAACUUCCAUCGUACUACAAUCAUAUUUCGGCAGAGGCAGAUCUUCCCAAGAAAUCGCUUUCUUCUGGGGAAAAAGACUACAAUCCGACCACCACAUCCAGUCCGCUUUUCCCGCAUAUUCCUCCGAGUGUCCUUACCCCUUUCUUCCAACAGGUACAGCAGCAGCAGCAACAGAAUAAAUACAGUUUUAGUUUGAAAACACAGCAUCCUGCUCCGCCCGCCGCAUCACCAACUCCUACAAAUUUCGCCUUUAAAGAGAAACCACACAAAAUGCAGCAUCCUCAUUUCCAAUUCGAAACUCAUCAUGUUCAUCCUACCCAAUUUGGUUCCUUCAAAGAACAUCAUGGAGGAGACUCUUUUGGUUUCACUUCAUACCAAAGCCACCAACAGCCACCAAUCGAUCACCAACCUCAUGAAGUAGCUAAAUUCAAAGAAGUUAAACAUCACAACGGAUUCAAUGAAAUUCAUGAUGAAUAUAGUAAAAAUCUAGUCCCCCCGCCACCAAGCACUCAGCAAGCGUUCCUACCAACAAUCCAGCACCAUUCAGAACCAAGUAAAGACCCAAUAGAAAUUCUGAACAAAUAUAACAUAAACCCACAUUCACCCCUGCAAGAUGCCAAUCGUUUUGCGUAUGAAUCGUUUGUAAAACAAGGCUCGUCCUCUCACGUUCAGACUUCUACUCCAAGUUCGGUAUCAACAACCAUUUCUUCCACUUCCUCUUACUAUCCAUCGACGACGACACCUCGCCAACCAUAUUAUUCUCAUUCGAUUACUUUCGGUGGUGAUCACAACAACUACAACAGUCCCGUUCUGGUCACGCCCAUCAACGACAACUGGAUUGGUCGUGACAAAAUUAUAACAACUGAAAAGCCCAACAUUUUCAAACACCUUUUCCGUUCAACUGAAAGCGAAUACAAACAGCACAAGCUGAUGCAUCCGGGUUAUACAGGAUUACCGCCGAACAAACGGCCAUCAACAACCACUCCGGGAACGGUAUCCGAUGCCUCAACGGAAGAACCUCUAAUUACCCACAGCUUCUUCACGAUCGAAGAUGCAAUAUCUGAUCCCACAUUAAUUCCACCUGGAAGUCGCAAUAAGUACAAGUACACCACCGAGGCAGAAGAAAAUCUAUUGGACGAAGGGCAUCCGGAAAUUGUUACUUUCGGACCGUAUCUGGAUUCACAGGAGCAAGGCACUACCACGAUUUAUCCAAUGUUCAAAUCUAAAGGCCGAAGACGUCGCCCUAAACCACAGCAGAGUACCGAGUUUUCAGCAGAAGCGGACAGCACAGAGAAUCCAAAUAAAACUCGCGUUCGAGCCCGUCUACGACCGACCACCGAAGCGGAAAAUGAAACCAAAACUACUCCGUCACCGCCCACGACUCCCUUCCUCGCCGAAGAAAGCUCAAUUCGCAAACAGCGAAAGAAGUUGCCAGCUAAUUUCAGCCGUAACCGAUUCAGUCCAAGCGGCAACCGUGACGAGCAAGAUCAAGAUCGACCUACGGGGGAUCAGCAGGAUGUCUUCACUCAAGCACCACCGAUAACCACGACGGCGUCCAACUCGUUCUUUAUCUUCAAUGGCAAUGACAAUAAUCAGUUUGCUAUUGGAGGCAAUGGUUUUCGGUCACGCUUUAGACCAACCGGUGGGGACCGAGCAACCAGUGCGGAACCGAAACCCAUUCGUCAGAAAACUAAGCUCAACGAUGAAUUGGACGAUCUGUUUAAAUCGAGUGAGAUUACCAGAGACAGUGACGGGUCACGACUUAAUUUCAAGCUCCCUAAUACCAAGCCCAGCUUACGGUUACCAUCGGUUUCUUAUGGCUCCAGUACAACAACGACUUCUGUUAGUUUAACGUCGGCCGAAAGCAGCUCAGAAAUUAACAGAACUCGUGGUGAACUCAAUCGUCCCCGUUUUAGCAUUAAGGAGUACCGCAGUAAGCUGAAUCGAACGACAACAACUACACCUUUCGGUACAGCGGACCUAGAACUGACCACACAGGCAGCAACGAAAUUGCGUUUCCCCACCAGAAAUCGGUUUCUGUUAAACACUCGUCCGAAUAAAACAGCUGAAUCUAACGAAGUGCUUUUGCUUAGUUCUAGCACUACCGAAAAGUCGACCGCUGCCAAUGAGUCCACAACUACGACGAGAACCUCGUUCCGACCGACCGGAACACGAAGCUACAACAAUCGCUUCACGGUUAAGAAAGCCACCUCGGACAUGCCACCGCAGAUACUGUCUUCAACAACCAGCAGAAUAAUCAACCGUGGACGGAUCCGACAGCAGGACACCACAACACAAUCGUCACUCAGCCGAACUGCCAUCCCAUCCAGUCUGAAUACCAAUACACUAGCAAACCGACGGCCAGCCAAAAUCAGCCUACGACAGCGCAUUCAGAACUACAACCGCAAAAAAGAGCCCGAUAACACGCAGAAGGACCCGGAACAGGAGAACAAUAGCCUGCUGGCUACCUCGGACGAAACCAAAACGGCGAUCGACGAUCUGAGCAGUUUGGGUACGGUGGACACGCAACAACGCUACGAGGACAGUGUCCCGGCAUCCUCAUCGUCCACCACCACGACCGAGAUAUACCGACAUCCGGAGACGGCGAUUAUGAAAAUAUCUCCAAAAGAUUCUGCGUCCAACUCGUUUACCGACGGGGACUGGGACCUGAAUAGUGCUUCGUCUGAUUAUUCGAAAAGGGUGGUCGAAUUGACGCUGUCUGCCAGCAAGGAAAAGGGCUUCAAAUCGGUCAAUAAGGGCUUGCUGUCUAGGCGGGUUCCCGGAUAUUUUACCCUAGCAACUGAAGACCCGAUUCUGCCGAUAGAGGCUUUCUUUCCACAGGUGAAGAAAGUCAAUGCGUGAUUUUUUUCUCGAGACGCCGAAAGAUGCGAACACGUCGCUGCGAUUGAGUGCUGAAUGAAUGAAAGGUGUACUGUGAACGAUUUGUGUUGAGUUGAAUUAUCUGUGCCGUUAUGUAUGAGUGCGGAAAUAGACGUUAUUUCAGAGCAUUAUGUAAAUGCUGCGCACGAGGAAAUUGAUGUCAUUGUGCAGUUUGAUGCCCAAUGGAUGGUAGCGUCAAGAUGAACAAAAAAUAAUGAUGACGACGAACACGAUUAGAAAACAUUAGCCUCGUUUGCAAUAAAUGGAACUGAAGCGGAGCGAAAUUUGGAUUGAAUGAUAAUUUUUUUGUCUGACUUUUGUCAGAAUUACAUAUUAUCAAUACAACGCGCAGCAAUAGAAUUCUUAUUGUGUCUGUAUUUUCUGUAUGUAUGCUAGGGUUUUUACUUUUAUUGUGCAUUAUUACCAGUUCACUGUACGUAACUGUACUAAAGAGUUGAAAAACUGUCUCAUAAGAUCGAAGUGAAUUUCAAUGCAUAUUUUUUAGCCAGAGACCGGACGAAAGCUAUUUAUUCUAGUGAACGAGAGUACCUUAGGGCAGUGUAACUUGGAUUAAGUGCGGUGCAUACUAAGCAUGACAGAGACAUAUCGUGCUGUUGUAUGGCAUCUGUAAAUUUCAAUCAGUUGAAUUAUUAGGAGUUGUAUCUACAUUAUACGGUAGCGACACGUUCAGUAAUAGUCCGAUACGAAAUUAGAUUUAGGAGACUAAAAUAAAUAUA
This is a messenger RNA of Malaya genurostris, 4917 nucleotides long. RefSeq lists its product as uncharacterized. The transcript is spliced from 6 exons. NCBI's taxonomy places the organism in Eukaryota, Metazoa, Arthropoda, Insecta, Diptera, Culicidae. The record is from RefSeq and is a predicted model, not a curated record. The coding region runs from base 392 to 4162 and encodes 1256 amino acids.